CGCUAUGUACGAAUACCGUACACCACAGUCGUUCUCGUCGUUUUUCUCGGUUUUUUUUUUUUUUUUUUUUCCGACUAAUAUUUCUUUCCAGUCUAGUAAAAUGUUAUAGCGCGGAUUUUCUUCGCCGCGAUAUUGUCGAGUGUUGUUUUCCGCGUGAACAUCCGUAUCGCGUUUUUGUUGUUACCGUCCGAUUUUGACGUCACGAAAAUUGUAUAGUAUGGCCGGCAACACCCAGAGGCCCACGUUCCGUCCGCCGUGGGUAAAAGACGGCACCACCGACACGCCGCCGAAGGCCACCGUGCCGUGGAGGACCAGAGAUAAGACCGUGGCCGUUUCAUCGGUGGCUAUUGCUCCCGACCAACCGAACGCGGUAUAAUAUUAAAUAUUAUGGACUAUACGUUUGAACAUUUAAUAGCCACGUCAUUACGACGUUUUCGCGAUGCAUUUUUUCGCACCAGAUGCAAUUACUUUAUUUUAUUUAGUCUCGCGCCGAGAUAGCGGUUCGAUUCGCGUUCGGAUUUCCGGUCGUCUGUACUCGAUUUGUUUUUUUUUUUUUAAUUUUAUUUACCGAUUUCCAUUUGUGUCACCUAAAUAGUAUCCGGAGUAGCUGCCCAUCUACCAAUAUUGAUUAUUAUUUUUUUUUUUUUGACUGCAGGCCGACGAAGAAGUGAAACAUUUUAAAUUGAGAAAAGUCGGACAGAACGACGGCAGAAAAGUCACCGAAAUAAAAAUCGUGCCCAAAGUAAGGAUAUACCUAAUGAUCUUAUAUCUUGAAUAUUCCGUGUUACCCGCAUUCCCCGUAAUUGCUGAACGGUCGUCCGACAUUGUGCGUACGGUGUGGGAAAUGCUAAUAUCGGCAAACAUAUAUACGCCCUAUAUGACGUGAGCACUUGGAAUUUCAAAAACCCUCGAAAAACUCAAUAUUUUAAUAAUAUUAUAAAUCUUAUAAUGAGGAACUGCGCAAAAUACCGAAAACUCGUAAUAUUUAUGCGUACAAUAUUAAACGGGCACAAAGCCCUGUUUUACGAGUAAUUAAUUUUAAAAACUGCGCGUCCGUAUUCCAUGCGAUACUUAACGAAUCACGGCGGACAGACGCGAGAAAGGGAUGUAAACGCGUCGUGGGAAAUACGAACAUAUUUAUACGGGACGAAAAUGAUUUUUCGAAACUUUUAUUAUGAUACCUAUGACUUAGAUCGGGAAAACCACAACGUUUCUUUACCACAAAUAUCGUAGGGACGUCGGUGAAAGAUAUUUCAAACAGGUAUCAAAACGAAAAAAAAAAAACCGAAUUAAAAGCCUUACUAAAAAUAACGAUUUGUAUGUUAGCUGUAACAAUAAGCGCCACUUGGUAGAAAUUCUCGAGGGCGCAAAAAUUAUGGAGAUUCUCAAACUCGUGCGGGACUUCACACCUCCUUAUAAUAUCGAAUUGCCUAACAUUUUAUCACUACUACCACUAAAAUUAGUACCUACGUAAUAUUUGUGUCGGUGUUAUAAAAUUAAAAUCGCAUGUUAUUAUGCUGAGUAAACAGUUUCGGCCUGGCACACCAAGGGCGGCUUUGGGGCGGUUUUUUUUCCCAGGAACCCAUAGAAAUCAACGCGAUAUUCGGUCAAAUAUCGGUUUUAUUGGUCUAUCAUAUAUUUCUAAAAUGUAACAAUGGAUUUCGCGGAGACAUGUACAUGUGUAAUAUUAUGCUACAAUCGUAAAAGUGAUUUUCAACAACAUUUCAGUUUUCAGUAAUCGGUGUAUAAAUUUACUCGCUCGCACAAUAAUAUUUAUUAUAAUAAGUUAAUAAUUUGUUAUUUGACUGCAUGUGUGAAUUAGCCAACUAAAGUCUAAACAAUAUUACCUAUGUAUAUUUCAUCUCUGCACAAAAAACAGUCGUACUUAUAGUGAAAUGAAGACGUUUUAUAGGGGGUUCCGUCCGCGGUCGCGGCCAUGGCCAGGCCGACACUGUGUCUAAUAUCAUAUUCUAGUAUACCUACUAGUUUGUUUGUUUUGUUUUUUUUGUCUGUUAUUGUGUGUGGACGCAAAAUGAUACUUUCGCCUCCUCAGACGAAUACUCUGAUAAUAAAUAUUGAUAACGCUGCUAUUUAUCGGAUUUAUUUUUUGUUUUGGAGUUUAAAACUAAUGAGAAAAAUUACAGAUUUGGCAUCGACGAACAAAGAGCCUCGCGCUCGCUAAGAGACGAUCCACGUGCGUCAGCGCAGUAAUAAUAAUAAUAAAAAUAAUAAUAAUACGAAUAAUAACAAUAAUAUAAUUCACGAGAAGUCGGACAAAUUGAACAGUAUUUGUCGCAAAGGCUAACACUGAAACGCGAUAUUAUUGUAGUAUGUAUUCAACCAUCUAAUAUUUCUUCUUAUUAUUAUUAUUUAUUCCGUCCGCACAAGAUUUUUAUUAGAGCGACGACGAUACGUGUAUUUAUAUAAUAUUAUAUCCGGACCACUGUGGCAAAUGAGUCACUUGAGAGGAGGUCACACUAUUAACAUUCUAAGGCGUUUGUACAUAGGCAAUUUCGAUGACGUUUCUGAGAAAACAUACAAAUAUUACCGUUCGUAUCGAUUAAAACACGGUCUCGGGUGGCUUUUCACAAAUAUUUUGGAAACGGUUUUCCAAAUUUUCUCCAGUUUCGUAAAAUUUGAAAAUUGUUUUUACCUCCUAUGGUUUGAUAACCAUUUACGAGGAAGGGUUACGGUCGUUUUUACGGACGAAUUUGACGUUUUAGACCAAUAAGAUUGAGUAAAAUUGUUGAAGCUAACCCAAUUUUUAUUUUGAAAACACGUGUGAUUUUUUUUGAUUUCUUGUCUAAAUUUUUUUUAUUUGGUAAAUUUAGUUAAAGUAUACGACGAGUUUACCGGUUUUUUUUUUUUUUUGUUAAAAUAACUCACAAUCAAAUGUCACGAAAAAAAAAAAAUAAAAAAAAAUAUUUUUCCUACAAAACAUAGAAAAGAAGUGUACGAAUUCUAAUAUUUUUCAAAACGGAAAUUGAAUUAUGGGAAGUAUGUAUGUAUGUAUGAAAAACCAAAUUACUUCCAAGAAGUGUCUGCGGGUCUGUUUGUUUGUCUACAGAGGCUUACUUACAGGGGGUGGAUGGGGAGAGAUGUGGGUAUUAUAUUUCUCCUGGUCAUUUUUAUUUCACCUAUCACUGAUCAUAUUCUGAUUUUCGCCCAUGUAUAUUAUCCUCCCCAUACAAAAAUGCUGAGCAUGCCACUGUCUGUGGGCGAUAUAUUGUCUGUCGAAUCGAUUGCACGCACAGGACUGACGAUUUACAUACAGAACCCCGACGAGCGGGUUCGUUUACAACUCGAAGUCGGAUUUCCGAAAUUCAACCACUAAAGGGUGGCUCGCACAGUAUGGGUUGCCUUGGCGAUGCGGACGACAAAAAAAAAAAAAAAGCCCACAGCAUUAUUAGUUAAUUUGAUUGUCACGGGCAAGCGGCCGACCCCAGCAAAUAGUUGGGAUGUAGGACGAGCGGAAGGUGGAGAAAAAGAAUACUGUCACGGGCAAGAAAGUAUACCUACCCUUUUUGGAAAAUAAAUUACCGGGCGACAAUGUUGGUUAUCCGUGACGGGGCCGAAAACGUGGGACCAUACGAUUGAGAUACGGUUUUAUUUUUUAUUUUUUCUUCCUAUUCAAUACUGUGCCCGGGCAAAGAGGCGCGGUACAGCUAUAGCUAGUAAAUAAUCAUAAUAACAACAUUAUAUUAUACAGCCCGACGAAGUGAUAAAUAUAUUAUACGCGCGUUCCGUUUGUUUUUUUUUUUUUAUUCGUUUUAGAUUGAUUCUCAAGGCCCGUUGCAAAUUAACAACAGACCCGCACCCAAGGUCGCCGCCGUCCCGGAAAAGGCGAAAAAAACCACGUCCGCCAUGGUGUCUUUGUCGUCGUCGCCGGCCCCGGUCGCGGCCCGACAGACGGAUCCUGUUUCUACUCCGGUUCCUGCUCCAGGGCCGGUUCCGUCGAUGCCGGCACCCCCGCCGCCGCCACCUCCACCGCCGUCGAAAAUGCCGCCCGUCCCUCCGCCGCCUCCAGCGCCGCCCGCGAUGGCCAAUUCUAACGGUGUUCCGCCCAUAAGUAAGUGUCUUGACGUACAAUAAUGCACGAAAUUCGGAAAACGAAUACAUACCUAUAAUACGUCCUCAAAGACGGUUUAGACGGUUUUCGUGAAAGAGUGUAUACAACUCACAUUUUGUCGAAUUUGACAUACUUCAGUUGAAAAGUCAUGACGAAUAUAUUGGUGACACUGAAAUUAGUCUCCUUUACUCCUUUUAAUAAUAUCAUAUAAUUUCUACAUCUGCGAGUUUAAGAAUAUAAUUGAACAAUUCUAUACAAACCUGUAGUAAAUUAUUCAGUUUUUUUUUUUCAUAUAAAAUAAAUAAUAAUUAAAAUAUUAAUCAUAUAAAUAACAAAAGUAAUAACAAUAAUAAUUAAUAAAAGUUAGGAGACUAAGUCCAAAAUACUUUUAUUUUAAGCAGCAGUUUGCAAGCGGUUUGAUCAACAAUAUUUUGUAUAUUAAUGUUUUCAUUUCGAUAUUCGAUGAAUACUUAAAAGUGUUAAGCCAGUUAGUCUUUGCUAAAUUUUUUUUUUUUGAUGAUAAAGUACGAUUUUUAAUGAGCCUCAAAAGUUAAAUUCUCAAGCAUUUCUGUUUGGUCUAACAAUUUUAUCUACAGAGUACCUACCGAAUAAAAAUUAUGUACAAAACUCUCAAAAUUAAAAUGUCUAUAAAGUGCUCAAAAGUUGUACCACGUCAAGAAAUGGCAAAUAUAAGUUUUUUGUCCAAAUUUCAAGCCUCUACAAAUAUUUUUAACUGAGUUACAACAAAAAACAAAACUGAACAUAAUAGAAGCAUUAUUUUCAUACAUUUUUCCGUUUUUCUUAAGUUUUAUCCUGGGUUUUUCUGAUAUUAUGAAAACUACUUGGAAAAUCAAAAAAUAACCUUCCUAAAGUACCAUCUAGUUAAUAUAACAAUUUUUUUUUUCAACAAAAGUGCUACAUUUACAUAUUAAAGCAAGAUUUCUGGUAGAAACUUGUGUCACAGUAUAUAUAUAAAAAAAAAAAAAAAAACGUCAUUAUAAAACCACUAGGUACAUGUACAUUUUUCGCUACACUUAGAAACUAAAAUUUAAAUUAAAUUAAUAAUUUCCAAUUUUGAUUCUAAAAAUAUAUUAUUUUAUUAUACCUUUGCAAAUUGAUUGUUUCCAUUUAGUUUUCCAUAAUUUUAUCUCGCCCUUGAGAAAAUAUUUAAUGCAAUUUAUAAAUGAGAAGUGGAAACACUUCUAGAAUGAAAAUUCUCGGUUCAGUCAAAGUAUUACCAAGAUCCAGAAUCGUCUUUAUGCCAUUUGGAACCAGUUGCAUUUGUACUUAUUAGUGCUUACGAAUAAUGGAUAUCUUGUUUAAAAAAAAAGAACAUUACACGGGUUAUGGGGGAGAGCGAUCCCCCCUUCAGGGACGCCCCUGGCUACAGCGAAUAUAAAUUAUAUCUAAUAAUUUGUCGUUUGAGAAAAAUAAUAUUAAAACGAAAACGAAUCAGAAUUAUAUUUUUUCUUCCCUUUUCGUAACAAUGUUACGAUAUCAUUACUUAUUAUACAGAUAUCUACCAUAAACAUAUAAAUCUAUAAAGUAUAGGGUACUACAGAUAUAUACUAUACAACUGAAUAAAAUAAUAAAUAAUCUUAUAGAACUGACGUAAUAAAAAAUAAUGAGCGUAAAAUGAUUAAUGUAAUAUUAAUAAUAUAAUAUGCGAUCCAGACGAUUUUAGAUAUGAAUUGAAAUCGUUUUUAAAAUACUCUAUUAAAAUAUGAUACGUGCAAUUAAUAUUAGUUGUGACAAUAAAACUAAGUGAUGGGUAUUGGAUGAGCAUAAUAUCGAAUCAUAAUUCUUAAUGAUUAUAAUACGUCAAUUUAAUUAAGCGCACGUAUUGUAAAACGGUGAAAUAUGCAGUACAUUAUAUUAUUAACAUAUUUCUAAAUAAAAAAUUAAGUGCUUGUUUAGCUUAUAAAAAUGACACACUUAUAAAUUAAAAAGGUAAACACAUAUUAGUUGUUAUUUAUAUUUAUUUGUCACGUGAUAAUAAUUGCAUGGUACAUGCUAUUAUAGUUGAGAAAAAUACGAACGAAUUAAUGAAUGGAAAUUUGUGAAGUAUAUACGUGUAGUUUUAUUAAUAGGUAUGAGUAGGUAACCUACUCAUAUUUUUUAUGAGUGUGUGCUAAUAGAUAAUAUUAUUUUUCGCGUAAAUAACUCGUUUUUGACAAGUCUUUAAUCUUUUAAAUGUAUCUCAAGUUGUUGAUUAUAAUAUAUAGUUAAUAAAAAUAUGAAAUAUGUUCAUUUUUGUUUUAAACUUACAUCACCGCAUUAUAACAUAUAAUUAUUUCCAAUUAAAUACAUAUGAUUAAUAUUGUUUUUUUUUCGUUUUAAUGUAUGUUUCAAUUAAAUAUUAUUAAAUCAGAGAAAAAGUAUUAACAAAUAAGAAUUUUCAAAAUUCAAUACACUGCAGUUACAAAAAUAUACGUAUAGAAUUAUUAAUACUGAAUAAAUUAUGUUUUAGAUUUUGAGUGAAGUGAAGAAGCUUAUGGUUUUACAAUGAUGUUUAUUUUAUUUACUUCUGUGGACAACAUUUCUACCGGAAAUCUUGCUUCGAUUUUUAAGUGUAGCACAUUUUCUGAAAAGAGAUCGGACUGGAGAGGUACUUAAGAACAUUAUUUUUUGAUUUUCCUAGAAGUUUUCUCAAAAAAUGGGAAAAACGGGAAAAUAGGUACAAUAUUAAACAAAUAUUACUAAAGAAAAUUAUAUAAUGCCUACAUAAUUAUUUUCUCAAAAUAUGGCAUAAAUAUUGUUGACCAAGCAACAUUAUCAACUGAAUUCCGCUCAGAAUCGUUUUAUCGUUAGCAAUGGUUCAUCGUUACUUACAGAUGUACAUUAAAUUUCCCCUCUACUACCUUCCCAACUUCUUAGCUAUAGCAGUGGCCCAUCCACGUGCGAAGUAUGUCCGUUUUUUUUUUCAUUACGACAUGUAUAUAUUUUUAACGUAAAGUAAAUAUUUAAUAAACAUAAUGGGUAUGACAUACAUGCAGAUAAUAUUUCGAUCAUUAUUUUAUUGAAACAUAUGUUUAUAGGUACUUAAUAUUAUAUAAAGUUAUACAUUUUAAAAAAACAAACCAAAUUAAAAUGGUGUUGAGUAUAUUCAAAUGAAUAUAGUUUGCGAUUUCAAAUAUCUUAGCGUAGAAAACGCGAUAUUAUAAGAUAUAUAUUGAAACAAGAUUUAGGUCGUGGAUGUAUAUAAAGCCACGCUCUAUGUAAACGUUUCUAAAUAAUAAUUGGCCUUAAUCCAAACAAGUAGAAUAAAUUUUAAUUAUUUUACAAAGUGAUGAUAUGAGAGGAAAUGUUUCGUAACUCGAUAAAUUCUUAACGAACAAUAAUAUUGUAUUUUAGUAUAGGUAUGCAAAAGAUAAUAUUUUAUGUAACUUAAGCUCGUUGAUAUAGAUUUUUUUAAUAAAUUGCAGGUGUUAACGCUAGAUAUACUUUAUGAUAUUUUAUAAUUGGUCGUAAUAUAUAAUAAAUAUAAUUUAUAAUAAACAGACUACAGUGUGAACGAUAUAGCGUAAGAUGCGUAUUAUCUCGGAGAGUAUCAACUUUUUGGCGGAAUUAGUUUCUUUUAGACCAUUGCAGGGACGAAACAUGUUACAUUAGUGUUAUUUUUUGUCACCUUUUUUUGGGGGGGGGGAGGUUGCAAGUAGCAACCUAUACAUAACAUUCUAAAAAUAGAUGAAGUUUAAGUCUAAAUACAUUUUAAUGUUGACGUUUGUAAUUUUUUUCGAUCUGUAGACGAGAUAUUUCACUUUUAAGUUUAUCGUUUUGCCGGUAGAAAAGAGACAUAUUGGGAAACGGCAUUUAGAUGGUUUUUGUGAAAAACAUGACAACAAAUAAUAUAUAAUUCGGUUUUAAAAUUUUAGAUUCCGAACGUAGCGAGGGAGCUAUUCGUUUUACUAAGAUGUUUAAUAUUUUUUUUCUAGUCGGUGGACACAUUUUUUCCUUGUAAACUUGUUCCGAUUUUUACGUGCAGCAUCUUUUUUGAUAACUCAAGUUGUCUAAAUUAUACUUUAAACAGGUUAUUUUUUGAUUAUCGAUGUCAUUUUUUAAAUAAAAGCAUUUAAGUGGGGAAAACGUAAGAAAACAAUUUCACAAUUUCAUUAUUUUUUAAAAACACGGAAAAUGUUUUUUACCGGAAAAAUUUAUUUAAUCGAAAAUCACAAGACACCUUUUUUGUUGAUUCUUUGAUUUACUCUCUUAUAGUAUCAUCGCCAAAUAUUUGAGCCUUUUUUGAGCUUUUAAUGAAUUUUAAUUUUUUGGAGGUUUAUUGCUGUUAUUCGGUUAUAAAUUGACGUAAAGACUUGAAACUUGGUAAAAAUACUUAUAUUGGACUUACCUAGACGUGGUAAAAUUAACAAUAUCAUCAGAUGACUUUUUUUUUAAAUAAACGUUUUGAAAUCAAAUUUAAACAAAAAUUGCAAAAAAAUUACGGCACUUCAAAUUAUAUAUUACCGAACUGCGCUCGGAAUCGUCUUUUGUCAAGCAAAGUUUUAUCGUUGCUUACAGAUAUAAAUUAAAUAACCUUAUGUAUCCUACCUUCCCAACUUCUCUCCUACAGUGGCCGCUCCCAUCCCCAGUAUCAGCUCUUUAUUUUUUAAUUUUAGAUUCCGAGUGAAGCGAAGAAGCUCAUUGUUUUACAAAGAUGUUGAAUUUUUUUUUUUUAAUUGUUUAUUAUUUUUGUUUUUAUUUAAAAUAAUUUGCAUGGUAAAUAUCUGACUAGGAAAGUACUUGAAGAGGUAAUUUUUCGAAUUUCCCAGGAGUUUUCCCGACAACAGGGAAAACUGCCAAAUCAUGAGAAAACCGGAAAAAACGUAGUAAAAACGGAAAAAUCGGUUCAAUAAUAAACAAAUAUCAUUAAAGAAAAUAUAUAAUGCGUAUUUAAUUAUUUUAUCAUAUUAUGAAAUAUAUAUUGUUUACAAAGCAUCACUAUCAACUGAACUCACCAACAACAGUGGCUGCUUCCAUCUCCAGUAUCAGAUCUUUUUUCUGUUUAUACAUUGAUUCUGAAUGAAAUUUUGCACCGCGUUUAGUGGUAGGAUUUUUAGAUAAAUAUUUGCCAUAAGAAGUGUAACGAGUCACUAUUCAAAUGUAAUAAACGUGAUAAAAAAAACCUGGAUAAAAAUUUGAAUAUUCGGCCGGAUUUUUUUUUUUGUAUUUUUCUCGGUUUUUAUAUUUCAAAUAUUUUGUUUAAAUUUUAAACAGAUAUUUUUCUAAAUUCUAUGAAUUGCCUAAAUUCAAACUUAUUAAUUUGUAUAAUAUAUGAAUAUGUACUUAAAACUAAUAAAAUGACCAAAAAUUGCUAAAAAAAAAAAAAAUGUUCUAAAAAUUGGAAAAAUGUAUAAUAGAAGUUUCACUUUUAAAGUGUCUAUAACAUGAACCGAGUACUUGGAAAGCAAAAACCUAAAAUAAAUAAUUUAUCAUUCAAACCCGGACCCAAGUGAUAAGUUAUACAAUAAUUUGUAUGGAAAUGGUUAAAAUAUUGUUAGAACUGAUGAGUCAUAUCCAUAUGUGUACCUAAAAUUUGAUAAGUCCUUUAAGAUACCCACGGGCUUAAUUAAUAACUUGUUCGAUACCAUUAUUAUAUAUGGUAGGUACGUUAAUAAAAAGUUACUUGAAAUAAUUUUUGUACAAAAAAUAUGUAUAAUAAUGAUUAUUCUUAAUAUUUAAUUAAAUUUAAAUUUAAAAUAUAUAGAAAACAAUUUUGAUUUUGAAAAAAAAAAACGUUUGUAUUAAUUUCUGAAAAAUUUGAAUUUUUGACGGAUCAUAUUAUUCAUAAUAAUUUGUAUUUUGUACGGCAUUUAAGAGUUGCAAGUUUCUUAAAUUUUUUUAAAAAAUUAACUCUGAAGAAAGUUAAUACUUCCGCGAUAAGGAGUGUCUUAUUACGUUAUGUUGAUCGUCCUGUAUAUGGGUAUAUAUUGUAAAUACUAUAUAUUUCAUAAUAUACAAUAUAUUAUGAUUUUAGGUAGUUCCUGGUAUACUAUAUUAUAGGUGGAUAAAAAAAAAAAACGUAUCGAAAUUUGAAAAAAAAAAAAAAUGUAUUUAAUCAAAAAUAAAGUAAAAAAACAACAAUGCUGUAAGUCCCUCACGCUGUUGCGAAUCAAAGGUCAAAAAACGUCAAUACCUAUUACAAGAGCGCAGUAUAACGUAAUGUCGUGAUGAUCAUAAAAUGUAACGUAAAUAUAGUGUUGGAAACGUUCCCAAUUAAAAUGUUUAAUUAGACUAGGUACCUAUAUAGAGUAUUAGUAAAUCCAAUAAGAACGAAUAAGCCGCUUCUUUUAAUCGCUAUUGACACUUCGGUUAUUUCUCAGCUAUAUUUUUGUCGCGUGCCAUAUUAUACAUACCUGUCUAUAUAUUCGCUGUUACAUUCAAUAUGAUCUGCUAAAAGUGUAUAAUUAAUCGGUCUAAAUACAAUACGUAUGUUAUUAAAAUAAAUUACGGGUGUUCAAAUUUGAUUAUCGUUACACAUAUAUAGCGAGAAAGCCGCCGACACCAGAAAAAAUGAAGAAAUUGGAAGGCUUACGGAGUCGACCCAGGAGGCGUCCCGAUUGGUCUGACAUGAUGAAAGAAGUCGAAAGCGGCAAGAAACUCAAGCAUGUGGAGUGUAACGAUCGCAGUGCUCCGAUAAUAUCGAGUACCAAGUCUCAAGGACAAGUGAGCGUCAACAUCGUAUCUUUGGUUUCGGGGAAGAAAGGCUUGAGUCCGGUUUUGGAAUUUCGUUUACAUUCUGCGCGAAGCGAGAAAUGUAUUGGUUCUGUAAUCAUGUGUUUUUGUUGUUUUUUUGAGUCUGUUAACAAUUUUCCGAAGAGCAGAAAUCAUGCUCCGAUCAAAAACUUUGUGUACAAGACAUUUUUCAUAGAAUGCUCAAUAUCUAAUUGGUACGUCGUGGAGGUUAUUCUUGAUAAAUGAGAAAUGACAAUUACUUGGGUAAUUUUUAUUAAUUCCUCUGACUUCAAAACUAAAUUUACUUCUAACGAAAACUAUAUAAAAUUGACUUAAGACCUUUCUUCCAUGGGAAUAAAGAUAUUAUUAUUAUCUCAUUUCCGAAAAAAAUUGUCUUGAAUAUCCACACAUUUAUUACACUUUAUAAUUUUAAUGUGUAUAGUUUUUGUACGAAUCCGAAACGAAAGCGGAAGAAACCGAUCACCAUCAGCUACUGAAAGACAUUCAACAUGGUGUCAAGCUCCGCAAAGUUAAGACCAACGACAAGAGCAAACCAUACAUUGAAGGUAAAUACAUUAUAAUAAGAACUACGUUUUAUUUAGAAACUUUAAUUAUAUUACGACAAAAUGGAGACGUUAUUAGAAAUUAUAUACAGUGGCGUGUAUAAGAAUUUUCAUUAGGAGGGUAUGUAGUAAAUAAUAAUUAUAAAUAAACCGUAGAAACUUCUUCUACGUCUAUAAUAGCCCGACAGAAGGAAUUUAAAAGCCGAUUCCAAAAAGCCAAUUUUUGUCUAAUAAAUUUAGCUUAUCCUAGUAACUCGACGAAGUUCCGUUAAACGCCUGGUGCCACCAAUGUUUUUAAGCCGAUGGGGAGGUGAGGGAUAAACCCCCAAUUUCCCCUUCCUCGCGUACGCCUCUGAUUAUAGGUUAUGCUAUAGUUUUAUCAAUAUAUACAUGAGAUUUAAAAAAAAUUGAAACACGGGUUAUACUUCUAUAAAUUUAACCCAAUAUAACGUGUGAAAAUUGAAAUCACGCGAUGAAAAAACAACAACCGUGUUAUAUAUCUAAAACUAAUAAAGGAAAAAUGAUAAAAAAAUAAAUAAUAAUAAAAAACAAGUAACGAGAUUAUAACGUUAUUAUUGAAGUUUUUUUUUCGUAAAAAUUAAAAACUAAUCAAAUUAUCUGCUUCCGAUGACAUAUGAGUUUGUUUUGGGAGUAUAAAAUCACCACCGCUGAUCGGUGGUUUGUUUCCUACGCCAUGAAAUACGUAUUUUCGAUUCUUUUCGAUAGAUAUUCUAUAUUUUAUAGAAACUAUCGCAGAUAAAUUUUUAGUCCAUUUAUUUCAAGAAUAUUGAAAUAUUACUUGUAUUUCAUUACUUUAAUAAUUUAUUUAAUUUGUAAGCUAAAUAUAACCAUUCACAAGUUCUUUGAUUAAAAUAAAAUGUAUAAUAUAUUAUUAUUCUAUUGGAUAGGUAGGUACGAAUUUUCAAUUAUUUCAUCUGUUUUUGCGGUUGUAAAUUGUAAUUUUAAAAAUGUUUGACCUUUUUUAUUUAUCUAUUGUUAUUUAACUUUGUUUAACUAAAUGUUAAACAGGUCUUCGGAAAUUCAGAAGACAGGAAACGAUUGACGAAAAAAUACAAAAGUCUGUGUCCAUGGCCGAUGUUGUGGCCGCAGCCGCAAUGCCAGACGAACUCGACGAUAUCGAUAAAGUAUGUUCGAAACAGUCGACGAUAAUAUAUAUAUUACAAACACGUUUUACUUGGUAAUAUUAUAUUUUAUCAAUAGGUAAGAGACGAUUUGCAAUCAGCCAAGCAAAUGCUCGCCUUGGAAUUACGAAGUAAAGAAGCUCUGGAACGGGAAAACAAACGACUUUUAGCCAGAGUCACGAAUUUACAAGAAGAACUGAAAAAUAAACCGGCUAGUACCACGGGACUGACGAGAUCAGACACGGAUCAACAAGUACGUCAUAAUAUUAUUAAUCGUAAAUAAUUAUUAAAUUAAAACCGGACUUCGUUUUUUUUUUUUUUUUUUUUAUCCGUAGCUCAUUAAUAAAUUAAAAGAAGAAGCGACGGAAGCCGAUCAUAUCGUCAAAGACAUGGAACAAAAAUAUCAUGUGACCGCAGAGGAGUUGGACAGCACCCGGCGAAAACUCGAAAGCGCUUGGUUGAGAAAUCAAAAACUAGAAUUGGAACUGAAAGCCGCGUUGUCCAAUCGGGCGGUGGCUCAGCAGCCAGUGCCCCGGACGAUGUCCAUGAAGAAAUUAUCCGUGACACCGUCCGUCGAACAUCUGUCCGAGGAGGAGGAGACGGAUGAAGACGACGAGGAAGACGACAGCUCGGAGGACAACUCUAGCGACGCGUCGCAGGAAAUUGACGAGGCCCGAAGGUCGGCCAGAGAACUAAAACUGUUGGAAGUGAAACUGAAGGCGGUCCGGGACAAGCAAACGUCCGCGCUGAAAGAGCGUCGGACGCUUAAACAAGAGCUGUCCAAGAGGCAGACGGAGCUCAAGACCGAGAAGAAAAAGUACAAAAUGCUCCAGAAAGAAGUAGACAAAAUGGCUAAACUCAUGAGAGAUACUGACGACGAAGACGAAGAGGACGACGACGAGGACGAACAGGACGAAGACGAAUCGGAAGAGGUGAGUGUAUCAUGUACCUAUCUAUUAAUUAUGCUUACCGCCAGUCGAGAAAUAGUCUAUCCCGUCGAAAUCCUUUCGCCCUCAAACUGAAAAAGUUACGACAGCGAUAGAAAUACCUAUUAUAAUAUUGGUAAUUAUUUCGCUGGUGAUUUCAGGAGAGCGAAUCAUCGGAGAGCGAAGAGAGCGACGACGAGCCGCACAGCGAAGGAGAAGCUCCCGCGACGGCCACGCCCGACCAGAAAAAGGAGAACUUGAACCGCCGGUCCAAAUACUACGAAGGCCGGCUGACGUCGCUCAAAAAGGGAAAUUACUUGCUCAGGGCCAACGUGGAACGAUUACAGGACGACGUGAACAAACAGAAAGAAAUGUCACUAGUGUUGCAGGAAGAUUUGAAUUCAGUAUUGGCCGAACUCGGGUAACGCGGUUCUAUAAUAAUAAUAUUAUCACAGAACGUUUCGACUGCGCACGAGGAUUACGCGAUAUCGUCGUCGAUUUCGCGUGUCGUCGUUAUAACAUUAUUGAACAAUAACGAAGACCACAGUCCAAAAACAAUAACAAAAAAAGAAAGAACCGCGUUUAUAAUACCGCGAAAACAAUAUUAUUAUACAACAUUAUUGUGUGGCUUGACUCGUUGGACGAUAUUGUUACUACGUGAUCUUUUUAAUUAAAUCAAAUAUAACGUAUUA
Molecule: messenger RNA, 14064 nt
Organism: Cinara cedri
Lineage: Eukaryota; Metazoa; Arthropoda; Insecta; Hemiptera; Aphididae
Source: the annotation of a GenBank genome assembly